This is a messenger RNA of Hirundo rustica (Barn swallow), 991 nucleotides long. RefSeq names its product sushi domain containing 3 (gene SUSD3). Lineage: Eukaryota; Metazoa; Chordata; Aves; Passeriformes; Hirundinidae. Gene Ontology annotation, cellular component: plasma membrane. The record is from RefSeq and is a predicted model, not a curated record. The transcript has 5 exons. The coding region runs from base 1 to 804 and encodes 267 amino acids.
AUGCCGGCAGCCACCGCGCCCGGGCUGGACGCGCCGCGCACCCCCACGCUAGGGCGGGACAGCGGCGGCCCCCGCGGAUCCACAGGGCAGUGCCGCCGCCUGCGCCCGCCCCGGCUCGGCUCGCUCCAGGUGCUCCGCGGCAGCGGCACCGACGUGGGAACAGCGGUCACGUUCCAGUGCUCGGCCGAACACCAGCUGCAGGGAGCGGCCAUCGUCACCUGCGUUUGGAACGGGAACGGCACGCAGUGGACAGCCGGAGUGCCCUCCUGCAAGCCCAUAUCAAAAUACGAGACUUUUGGCUUUAAGGUUGCAGUGAUUGCCUCCAUUGUGAGCUGUGCUGUCAUUCUGCUGAUGUCCAUGGCUUUCUUAACUUGCUGUCUGAUCAAGUGUGUGAAGAAAAGUGAGAGGAGGAGAACUCAAAGAGAAGUGCAGCUGUGGUACCAGCUAAGGACUGAAGAACUAGAGCACAUGCAAGCUGCUUACUUUGGUUUUAAGGGAAGAAACAACAACAACAACAAUAAGAAACUCAGGAAUACAUCUUUAUUUGGUGACGUGACUAACAUGGCAUACGAUAACCAUGGCUUCUGCAGGUCCCACGAAGAGUGGGCUCGGGAUGUCGUAGUCCCUGGGUGUUGCAAAGACAACGGUCACCUGCUGAAGGUGGCCAAGAGCGGCGGUGCAGGGGGGACAGACGCGGUGCCGAGACACAACGCUGCGCUGCAGACGGCGAACCCCAUACACGUUGUUGAAGUCUACAGUCAUAAGGAUAGUUACAACAAACCAAACUGCCAGAUACCUGGAUAGCUGGUGUCUGAAAUGCAACUGCUUCUCUGGACCAAAAUGAAAUUUUGAUAGAAAUAUGUGCCUUAAAGACAACAUAGAAAGUUCAUUAUUCAUAUGAAUUGUAAGUUUUGUAUAUUCCAAGAUGGUUAUUUAAAAGAAAUGCUUCAAGGUUUGAUACAAAUAAAGAUAUGAAUGUUAGGGCUGUCAA